AUGGCAUCCGAGUCGUCAACGGCCGCGCUGCAGCGCUACAGCGACUUUGUCGAGCACGUGCUGCGGCCCCAACUGCAGCAGACGCUCGCGCAGCGGGACGCACUGACGCAAGAGGUGCACGAGUACCAACUGCUGCGUGAGCUGCUGCCGACGCUCGCGCAGCUGUCGCGCAGUGAGCCGCUGUUGACGCUCGUGGACGUGGGCGAGCGGUUCCACGUGCGCGCCAAAGUGGCCGACGCGUCGCUCGUGAGCGUCGACAUUGGACUCGGCUUUUACGUGGAAAUGACUGCGGCAGAGGCGCAGCAGUUUGUGCAGUCGCACGUGCGCUAUUUGAUGAGCAAACGGAACAAGUGGCAGGAAAAAGCGCGGGAAGUGUCCGACCAUGUGAACCUCGUGAUUGCUUCGAUUGAGCAACUUGCUGCCUUGCAGUGA
Hyaloperonospora brassicae is the source of this 432-nucleotide messenger RNA. NCBI's taxonomy places the organism in Eukaryota, Oomycota, Peronosporomycetes, Peronosporales, Peronosporaceae. The record is from the annotation of a GenBank genome assembly.